AUGAAUUCUGCCACAAAGGUCGGUGAAAUUUUUACCGCUGCCGGUGCCGCAUUCAAUAGCUUAGGAGAACUAACGAUGCAGCUUCAUCCAUCGUCAGAUUCUCCAACCGGGAGCAAAUGGACAGAUGAAGAAAUAGAAAUGCUUCGAUCCGCAGUCACACGAUUCAGUGAAGAUUUGAGCAAAAUCAGUCAACGCAUCAAGGGACGCACGGUCUCACAAAUUCGGCAUACGCUCAAGAAGAAAGCGUUCGAAGAUGCCGGCCUACCGAUGAGACAACUCUCCCAAGCAAUCCCCGCACAGCCACAUCAUCAGCAGCAACAUGUACCACCACCGCAACAGCAACAGCAGCAAAUAAUCGUUACGUCCUCCACAGUGACACACUAUGAAGAGACAGUACCGCCGUCGACCAUCAUAGCCCAUCCGAUGGUGAUUGAGUCGGUCAUAAAGGACGAAAAUACGGAUUCCAGCGGGCUUCUAUGCCAAACGACUGAUAUUUCGAUGACGUUGAAUCGUCUCAAUACACAGGAACACGAAGCAGACGUAGAAGGUAUGGGUUCGAGCGAAAUGAAGCUCGAGUUCGAACCCGGCACGGAAGAGGUGGCCGGGUGA
This is a messenger RNA of Anopheles marshallii, 609 nucleotides long. RefSeq names its product chromatin complexes subunit BAP18. The record is from RefSeq and is a predicted model, not a curated record. Gene Ontology annotation, cellular component: NURF complex; MLL1 complex. Bases 1 to 609 code for a protein of 202 amino acids. Lineage: Eukaryota; Metazoa; Arthropoda; Insecta; Diptera; Culicidae. The transcript is spliced from 4 exons.